This is a messenger RNA of Armigeres subalbatus, 2460 nucleotides long. RefSeq lists its product as uncharacterized. Bases 1 to 2460 code for a protein of 819 amino acids. NCBI's taxonomy places the organism in Eukaryota, Metazoa, Arthropoda, Insecta, Diptera, Culicidae. The record is from RefSeq and is a predicted model, not a curated record. The transcript has 5 exons.
AUGACGUUGGGAACGCCAAAACGGUUCGUCUACGAUCCAGACAACGGGCUCGUUUUCGACCGGUGGUACCGGAAGUACGAAGACCUUUUCCUCAAGGACGGAGCGAAGUUGGACGAUGCGGCGAAAGUGCGGUUGCUGUUGAUAAGCCUCAGCGUGACGAUGCACGACAAGUACGUCAACUUCGUGCUCCCAAAGCACACCCAUGAGUACUCGUUCGAUGAGACGGUGAAGAAGCUGACAGAGCUAUUCAGCGUCCGAAUCUCCCUGUUCAGCAAGCGGUACCAGUGCUUCCAGCUAACGAAGCAUGACGCGGACGACUUUCUAACGUACGCUGGGACGGUCAACCGAUGCUGUGAAGACUUCGAGCUCAGCAAGAUCACGGAGGACGUAUUCAAGAGCCUGAUUUGCACCUGUGGGCUCCGAUCAUCGAAGGACGCAUACAUCCGAACGAGACUCCUAUCCAAGCUUGAGGCUAACGCGGCGGGUGAAUGCACUCUGGAAUCAUUCAUCACGGAGUGCCAACGUCUGCAAAACCUCAAGCACUACACGGCCAUGGUGGAACACAAGAAAUCGGUGAGUACAAUCUGCGCAGUCAAGCAGAACAAGCCUCCACCGAUGACACCGAGUUCCAAAGAGAAGCAGAAGACGAAGUCCGAAGGUCCAAAAACACCCUGCUGGCAGUGUGGCGGAAUGCACUACGUCCGGGACUGCACCUACACGAAGCACGUUUGUCGGGACUGCAAGCAAACCGGCCACAAAGGAGGACGGAAGCUCCUAACGGUGGAUAUCAACGGGUCUCAAGUCACUCUGCAGUUGGACACCGCAUCCGACAUCACCAUCGUUUCGAAGAAGCAGUGGAAGAAGAACCUGGGCUCGCCAACGCUGACUCCCACAACACGGACUGCCCGGACUGCGUCGGGUGACGCUUUUCAUCUACUUGGUGAACUCCGAGUCCCAAUCAAACACGAAGGUGUCACCAAAACCGCAACUUUCUACGUGACCAACAAUAGCAUCAACCUGAUCGUGUUCAAGAACGGCCUCGGACACUGCAAGAAGAUGAAGGUCCGACUCUAUCUCAAGCCCGAUGCCAAACCCGUUUCACCCGUCGACCGACUUCAAUCGCUGGGCAUCAUCACGCCUGUCGAUUUCUCGCAGUGGGCGGCUCCGAUCGUCGUAGUGAAGAAGCCCGCAGGAAAAGUACGAAUCUGUGCCGAUUACUCAACUGGACUGAACGCUGCCCUGGAGCCCAACCAUUACCCGCUACCGGUCCCUGAUGACAUCUUUACCAAGCUCAAUGGGUUGGACGUUGACGACGACUCGAAGCAGCUGCUCACAAUCAACACGCAUCGAGGUCUCUUCCGCUUCAACCGGCUCGCACCAGGAGUAAAAUCCGCUCCAGGGGUUUUUCAGCAGUUGAUGAACAGCAUGGUUGCCGAUCUCGAAGGAGUGGACACGUUUCUGGACGACAUCUUCGUGGCCAGCAAAACCGAAGAGGAGCACCACAAGAUGCUCAACGCACUGUUUCAACGCCUUCAAGCCUACGGUUUCGUUCUGAGGGAAGAAAAGUGCAACAUUCUGCAGCCGGAGGUAAAGUACUUAGCGCACAUUGUAGACGAGAACGGACUCCGUCCAGACCAAUCCAAGGUGGAAGCCAUUGUCAAGAUGCCACCGCCCAAAGAUGUCACAACUCUACGCUCGUUCCUUGGUGCGGUGAAUUUCUACGCGAAGUUUGUCCCGGAGAUGCACCAACUGGGGCGGCCACUCGACGCGCUGCUGAAGAAGGAUGCCAAAUUCGUUUGGAACAGCGAGUGCCAGAAAUCGUUCAGGUGCUUCAAGGAAGUACUCCAGUCGAAUUUGCUUCUGACACACUACGAUCCAUCACUAGACAUCAUAGUUGCUGCCGACGCCUUGCAGUCCGGAAUCGGUGCCUGCCUUCUACACAGGUUCCCCUAUGGCUCACUCAAAGCUGUUGCACACGCUUCCCGCUCACUCACCCCCGCGGAGGCAAAUUACGGACAGAUCGAGAAGAAAGGUCUUGCACUGGUGUUUGCCGUAACGAAAUUCCAUCGGAUGCUGCUCGGGCGCAAGUUCACCCUCCAGACGGAUCAUCAGCCACUCCUGCGGAUAUUCGGACAGAAGAAGGGUAUUCCGGUUCACACGGCCAACCGCCUUCAACGUUGGGCCCUGACGCUUCUGGGCUACAACUUUGACAUCGAGUACGUGUCCACCACGCAGUUUGGAUAUGCCGACGUACUGUCCCGCCAACGGUUACGUCAAACCAGAGGAGGACUUCAUCAUCGCAUCGAUUCAACUGGAAGACGACAUCGAGAUUCCACUCCAGGAAUCCAUCAGUUCGCUGCCAGUUACGUUCAAAUCGGUGCGCGGCGCUACUCUCCAGUGCCCGGUUCUCCAACAAAAAAUCCAGUACAACCAGCGUGGAUGGCCCUCCAAAAUCGAUGA